UCAAACCUUCUGUCUGGCCGUUCGGGUCCAUUCCGUUCGGGAAGAAAACCAGAAGGCUCCGUAGAGGUCUUUUGAGUUUUCCGGCAUGGAUCCCGGCCGCCUAAUCUUUCUUUUGUUCUUCUGGUGCCUCGCAUCUGGCGUUGCGUCAGAAUCCGUCCUCAAAAUUUUGCCGGAAAAUCGAAAAUCCGCUCGUCUGGACCUUGUCUCAAGAGACCGCAAAUUCCAAAGAGAUGACGGACUGUUCUGCGACAGCUGGAGGUUGUCGGUCGAGACUAAUAACGUCGGGUUCUGGAAGAAGAUCCCUCAGAGAUGCGCCAGUUUCAUGAAGGAAUACAUUUCCGGAGAUCACUACGCAUCAGAUUCCGACGUGGUCGCCCAGAGCUCAUUGGCUUUUGCAGAAACCGUUGAGCUAUCUGGCGACGGGAAGGACGCCUGGAUUUUCGACAUCGAUGAGACAUUGCUCUCCAACUUUCCAUACUACGAGCUCCAUGAUUUCGGAUUGCAGGAAUUUGACGAAAGGACAUUUAACGUGUGGGUGGAUAUGGCGGAAGCGCCACCUUUACCGCCGAGUCAGAGGCUAUACAAACAACUCCAGCAACUGGGGUUCACGUUGAUUCUGCUGACGGGACGGAGCGAAGCUCAAAGGGACGCCACUGAGAAGAACCUUUUGGUUGCCGGGUACCACAGCUGGGAAAAGCUCAUCUUACGGGGACCGUCAGAUCAGGGCAAACCUGCAAUUAUAUACAAGUCAGAGAAGAGAAUGGAGCUAGAGGCAGAAGGUUAUAGGAUUCAUGGCAGCUCCGGUGAUCAAUGGAGUGAUCUGUUGGGUUUUGCCAUGGCCAAACGAUCGUUCAAACUACCAAAUCCAAUGUACUACAUUGCCUAAAUUAAACACGGUCACGUAGUUUUAAUUGUAAAUUUUUUUUUGUAACUUCCUUUGCUCUCUAUAAGAGUUUAGAAAUAGAAGAAUCUCUUUUUUUUGU
This is a messenger RNA of Nelumbo nucifera (sacred lotus), 983 nucleotides long. RefSeq names its product acid phosphatase 1-like. Gene Ontology annotation, molecular function: acid phosphatase activity. Lineage: Eukaryota; Viridiplantae; Streptophyta; Magnoliopsida; Proteales; Nelumbonaceae. The record is from RefSeq and is a predicted model, not a curated record.